Molecule: messenger RNA, 1956 nt
Organism: Hydractinia symbiolongicarpus
Lineage: Eukaryota; Metazoa; Cnidaria; Hydrozoa; Anthoathecata; Hydractiniidae
Product: G2/mitotic-specific cyclin-B3-like
Exons: 7
Coding region: 117-1514 (465 amino acids)
Biological process (GO): mitotic cell cycle phase transition; regulation of cyclin-dependent protein serine/threonine kinase activity
Cellular component (GO): cyclin-dependent protein kinase holoenzyme complex; nucleus; centrosome
Molecular function (GO): cyclin-dependent protein serine/threonine kinase regulator activity
Source: RefSeq, a predicted model, not a curated record
CGAACGUAUGAAAUAAACAGUUGAAAUCCACUCCGGCUGUUGAGGGAGCAUUGAAGGCGCUUUUGGUUAUUCUAGGUAAAAAUUUUCACGAAAGCACAGUUUGCUUUUUCAAUAUAAUGGAAAACAGCGUUAAUGUAUCAGAGAGAACGAAACGACUUUCCACUCGAAAGGGAACAAGGAAAUUUACACAAUUAAAAAAAAGCAACCAAGAGAAUAUGGUAAAAAAGAAUGUACCUAAUAAGGGUGACAAGCGCAGUUUAUCUCAAAUAUCACCUGGAAAAUCAACAGCUUCUAGGAAGCGUACUGCGUUUGGUGAUAUUACAAAUGCUAUUCAAUCUCACUCAGAAAGGAUAGCAUUGGGAAGAAAGAAGUCUCUAAAGUCACAAAAUAAGCCACCAGUUAUAUCACUAGCAAAAACAAGAAGUAGGAGAUCUGUGACAAAUUUAAGUAAAAGUCCUGAAAACAAGGUUGAAGUUACAGACCAUGUCUUAGAAGACGUUCUUUGUACUGAACUUAUUAGUUGUGCUAAGAAGACUGAAAGUGUUAGCAGCAUAUUGGAAACCAGUGCCAGCGACACUUCAAUGGCAUCAGAACUUAAUAAAAGUAAAUCACGCCCUGUGCCUACCCUUCCAGCAUCUUUCCUUGUCAGUGAAAAUGAACAGCCAAUUGAUGAAAAUAUGAAGAGAGAUGCUGUGGCAACCCCUGGAUUAAAACCUUUUGACAUUGAUAUAGAUCCUAAUGUAGUCUCUGAAUACGCAGAAAGUGUCUUUAUAAAUAUGAAGAGAAGAGAAAGAAAAUUUAAAGUUAAAAAUUACCCUACACAAAGCAAUGCUCAAACAACAGGACCAAUGAGAGCUAUACUGGUUGAUUGGCUUGUUGAAGUACAAGAAAAUUUUGAAUUAUAUCAUGAAACACUUUACUUAGCAGUCAAAUUAACAGACAAUUAUUUGCAGAGUAAUUCAACUCCAAAGGAACUAUUACAGCUCGUUGGUGCAACAUCUCUUUUGAUAGCUUGCAAAAUAGAAGAACGCCAUCCACCUCCACUUGAUGAUUUCCAGUUUAUUUGUGACGAUGCUUAUACACAUAAGCAGUUCGUUCAGAUGGAAUUAAAAAUUUUAAAAGCACUUGAUUUUGAUAUAAACAUUCCAAUAUCCUACAGAUUUUUAAGGAGAUUUGCCAGGGUCACGUCAAUGAGUAUGCAGGUGCUUACUCUAUCCAGAUAUAUUCUUGAACUAUCCUUGCACGAGGCACAGUUUGUCAGCAGUUGCUCUUCAAAAAUAGCUGCAGCCUGCUUGUGCUUGGCUUUAAAAAUGAGAGAUGAAUGUGAAUGGGAUGUGAACUUUUCAUAUCACACAGGAUAUUCAGAAGAAGAGCUAACAAACCUGAUCAUAGCGUUGAAUGCUAUGGUUUCUGAAGCAUCCAAAAGUAAAUUACAAACUGUUCGAACCAAAUAUUCUCAUCCUAUUUUUUACGAAGUGGCAAAAAUACCUGCUGUUGACCCACUGUUGCUAUAGUACACCUUUUUACUUUUUGCACUAUUUGGUGACCGACAAGCAAUCUUCAUUUAAGAAGUUUCCAUAGAUUUGUAUAUUUGUAUAUAAGAGAUGAAUGUAAUAUCUUUUUACUUUUAAAUUUUACUUUGGAGUGCAGAAGAAAUUAAAUAAUUUUUCUGCAGCACAUGAUACAGGUAGAAAUUCGGUUGCGUGAUAAAUCUUUCUGUUCACUUCCCUAAAUUACAAUUUCGUAUUUAUUUUUUAUUUUUGACUUUGUUUUAAAUCACAAAGUAUUUUUAUUUGGGUGUUUUUACUUCAGUAUAUCUUCUACUUUCAACAGCAUAUGUGUGUCAUCUUUUUAUCUAUUUUACGCCUAGAUUUUAUUGGACAGUAUUUUUUAUGAGGAUAGAAUUUUAUCCGAAAUAUUUAACUGUAUAUGUAAUUACAAUAACAAAUUAAUUUU